Molecule: messenger RNA, 2594 nt
Organism: Pollicipes pollicipes
Lineage: Eukaryota; Metazoa; Arthropoda; Thecostraca; Pollicipedomorpha; Pollicipedidae
Product: plasminogen receptor (KT)
Exons: 5
Coding region: 122-589 (155 amino acids)
Biological process (GO): positive regulation of plasminogen activation
Cellular component (GO): plasma membrane
Source: RefSeq, a predicted model, not a curated record
UUUGUGUUGGCGUAGAGUUGUGUUGAGUGUGUUUGCGCCUGUGUGUUGCGUGUGUGGUGGCCUCAGUUUGGUGCGAAGGCAAGGCAUUAAAUCAAAAAGCUGAAGUUCACACACCGCCAGCAUGGGGAAUAUGAUGGCCAAGGCGAUGGAGGAGAACUUUGAGAAGAACAAGAAGUUCAUGGUAGAAAUGCAGGCAGCACAGCUGGAGCGACAGAUCCACAUGCAGGACCAGAUGCGGCUGCGGAUGCACGCGACGCAGGUGGCGCGGGCCCGGGAGAUGUUCUUCUGGUGGGCCGCCUUCUACGGCAUCAGCCUGGCCGGAGCCAUAGCCGCGGUGCGCAAGACGAAGAAGCGGACGCCGCUGCUGCCCUUCUUCCCGCUGACGUUUAUCGUGGCCUACCAGGCCGACCUGGCGUACGGCACUAAACUGGGCCGCAUCAGAGCCGAGGCCGAGAGCAUCAUGGGCUGCGAGGAGGAGCUGCUGGAGCAGCCGUGCGGCGUCCCCACCGCCAACGUCAUCGACGCCGCCCGUCAGCGCUACCUCGACGAGAAAAGGUACACCACCAAGGUGCACGACAUGUACGCGUAGCGCGGCUGCCGGGGCGGCCGUCGCUGGACUGACGCUGCGUCCAGAUCUGCCAGUCGCGCUUCGCGAGUUGACUGUGAGCCGCGCUCCGCGGGACAGGCCGGCCGAGGCACGCUUCGCGAGUCGUGUCGUGUGAGUCGUGCCCCGCAAGUGAAGCCGGCGAGUGGCGCGUCGUGGAUGGUGUGAAGAGAGUCGUGGUUUACGCGUCCGCUGUUCGGUGACGUGAUUGUUGACCCGUGCUCAGCGUUUGCGGUAUGUCAUGUUCGGUGUGAACGACACGAAUGGUGCUCAGCUUUGACCUACAGUAGUCGGCUGAACGUGGACCGUAAGUGUAGUCAUGUUUGGUGUGGACAUUUAAGCCUUUUGUAGCUGUCCGCCCCAUGUGUCACGCUCGCGAUGCUGCCCUGAGCUCUGCGUUGUGCCUCAUCCAGCACGGCUAGCUUUGAACUUCUGAGGGCGCCAGGCUUUGCGCUGUGUCCUGGGUAUCUGGCACCAGGCUGCUUGCAGCGAGUAACGUCUUCCAACGCGGGGAUCAUCGGCUGUACUGGCCAGUGCCGUUCUGUUGACUCCCGUCUCGGCACUCAGUCUGAGCCGGCGCGCGUUUCGCCAUCCGAGCGGGGCCGUAUGGCCCGCCUGACCCCGUCUCUGUCCCGCCCCGCCGCCCGCGCGGGGUCUUAUGGCCCGCCUGACCUCAUCUCUGCCCCGCCCCGCCGCCCGCGCGGGGCCGUAUGGCCCGCCUGACCCCGUCUCUGUCCCGCCCCCUCCCCAUCUCGGUCGCCGCCCGAGCGGAGCCAUAUGCACGUCUGACCCCGCCUCUGCCCCGCCCCGUUGCCCGAGCGGGGCCGUAUGACCCGCCUGACCCCGUCCCUGCCCCGCCCCGCCGCCCGAGCGGGGCCGUAUGACCCGCCUGACCCCGUCUCCGCCCCGCCUCGCCGCUCGGUCGCCACACGAGCGGGGCCGUAUGCACGUCUGACCCGUCUCUGCCCCUCCGCCGCCACUCGGCCGCCGCCUCAGAUGGCACCUCGCUCCCGGCGCCUGGAGGCAGGCAAGGCGCGGCAUGUAAGUGGGACGGCGGGCCGGCUGGUCAGUCGUGAGCGCGCGCCGGCCGCUGUUCGCGCCAGCUAUUUCUGGCGGCCCGGGACAAAGAUCGAACGGUGUGGUCGGGUCACGGCCGACGUCACCGGCGUCCUUCUCCGAUUCACCCGUGUCGCGAGGCCGAGUCCGGUCGCAUGGGGCCCGUCUGGUAUGUUGGCGGCCGCCACAGGGCCAUCCGGGCGGACGUGAGGCAGGUGCUGCCAUCUUGCGUCAGCACCGUCCGCUUGUGGUCCGCCUGCGCACGCAUGGUCGCUUGCCUGGAGCCGGCUCGCUGUUGUCCCCAGAGUGUUGUUUGGGUGGCGGGGUGCCCCGUCUGCGCGGCACACCGGCCUUGCCUGCCAGGCGGCGCCUUUGGGUGCAGCUGGCGGCGGACGGCGCCCUCCUGGUAUCGGUCACCAGACAGGGAGUUACCUUGGUCGGGACCUUACCUCUCGUGAGCGCUUUCUUAUCAGUUGAGCUGGGAUGCGUGUUGGCUCUGACGGCUCCAGUCUAACCACAUCUGGCGAAGAGCCUGGGUUCUGGCUGCGCCAGGUCUGCUGGCUAUGUUGACUUUCGAUAGAUCUGUCUGGUCGUCCCAGGCAAGGACGCUAAUUGUAGCGGCGGUGCAAUAGGAGUGUGCGCCUGGCGCCAGAGGAUCACAGCUGUUACACAGGUGCGUCGAUGGCUGGUGACGCCGGAAAUCAUCUGUAGUGGUGGGGGCGUAAUAUAAGUGUUUUACUGACGCUGCUCCGUUGCUAUGUACCUAAUCAAACCCAUGAUGUAAAUGGACUGUAGUCUAGCCUAUGGUUGUUGUGGGCGGCGCUUGUUCCUGGAGUUCGCAGUCGUGUUUUGUAGCUUCCAAUAUAUUUAUAUCGCUCGUUCCGUGGCUGUCGCAUCGUGCGCUUUCCUCGAAGCACCGUCGCCCGCUUUCCCC